AUGGCUGGCACACACGGAUUCACGCGCACUCUAUGCGCUCAGCUCAAGACCGUACCGCCCCAUAUCGCGGCUGCCGAGCUGCCUGCCUACAGCUACCGCGACGCACCGGGUUUCACCGCUGAUGGCGAUGAUGUGGCCGAUGACCCGGUCGUCGCACAGUUUGCGUCGUCCAGUGUGCCUCAUACCUUGCGGAUUGGCACGGGUGCGUCGGUGUUUGCGUCGCAGCUGCUGCCGGCGCUGCUUAGCGCCCGUCGUGAGAUUUUGCUGGUGACGUGCUUCUGGGCAGCCUCCAAGAGCCUUUCGGACCUCUCGGCCGCACUCCUCCAGCUGGCAGCAGCGCGAUCGCCGGCGACACUGGAGUCGGUGCCGCCUCUGCGCAUCCGCAUCUGCUUCUCGUCGCGCUCGCUGCUGCAAAAGCUGCUUCACACCUCGUCUCGCGGCGGCUACACCUAUCCGCCGGCGUCAUGGGAAAAGGACCUGGGCCUGCCUUCUCCGUCCGUCUUGCGUGAUGCUGGCAUCGACCUGUCGGUCAAGAGCCUGUUCUUUUUGCCGUUCAGCGUCAUGCACCCAAAAUUUAUGAUUCUCGACCGGAAACGGGCCUUUUUGCCGAGCUGCAACGUCAGCUGGGAGCCGUGGCUGGAGGACUGCGUUGAAGUGACGGGCGACGCUGUGCGACCGCUGCUCUCCUUUUAUGCCCAAACCUGGCGAGACACGCUUCCAGACUGGGACCACAGCGGAGACGGCGAUGACGACGCGCGUCGUGACAAUGCUGCACCAACUGCCGCUUCAUCGCCCUUUCACAUCAGCCCCCUCGACGUGGACGGCCCUGGGAGCAUUGUUGUCCGCUUUCCCUCUCCAUCCACCGGCGCAUCGGCAACGCCCAUCCCCACCGUCAUCCUCCCGUCGUCGCACCACAGAAACCCUCUGUUCCGUCCCUUUCCCUGGCAAGACUACGCGCCGCCGCCGCCUACGCCGCUCAACCUCGCCAUGCUCCAGCUGUUGUCGGCCGCCACCCGCCAUAUCUACAUCCAGUCGCCCAACUUCACCGUCGAAGCCGUCACGGUAGCUCUCCUUGCGGCCCUGGGCCGCGGUAUCGACGUCGACAUUGUCACUGGUGAGCGCAUGAUGGUGUACGAGCAGAUUCUGACGGCCGGCACGACAACAGGGCGAUGCAUUCGCAGCUUCGUAAAACGGUAUGAUGCCCUCGCACAACAGCAGCAGCGGCCGCAAAACGGACUUGGUCGGCUGCACAUCGCCUACUACCAGCCGUUGGACACGACGAAAAAGGCCUCGGAUGAAGAGCAGGCCAUGCUGUCGUCUCCUCAACCGGCACCGGUGCAGCCCUCUACAAAGGCCGGCGGCUUUGCACCGGCCACCGAGCAGCCCGUCCAGUCCCACAUCAAGAUGACCAUUGUCGACGGAGAACACACCGUGCUGGGCUCCGGCAACAUUGACCGUGCCAGCUUCUUCACUAGCCAGGAACUGGGCAUCCUCUUCCAUAGCACCAUCUUUGCCGAAGCCGCGCAGACGGCCGUCGAUCGCGUUCUGGACGGCCGCACAAGGACCGUCUACCCUGCUCCAUUUUCAGAAUAG
This is a messenger RNA of Sporothrix schenckii 1099-18, 1593 nucleotides long. RefSeq names its product phospholipase d/transphosphatidylase. The record is from RefSeq and is a predicted model, not a curated record. The transcript has a single exon. Bases 1 to 1593 code for a protein of 530 amino acids. Gene Ontology annotation, molecular function: catalytic activity. Lineage: Eukaryota; Fungi; Ascomycota; Sordariomycetes; Ophiostomatales; Ophiostomataceae.